This is a messenger RNA of Lytechinus pictus (painted urchin), 5840 nucleotides long. RefSeq names its product zinc finger protein 729-like. Bases 735 to 4214 code for a protein of 1159 amino acids. Lineage: Eukaryota; Metazoa; Echinodermata; Echinoidea; Temnopleuroida; Toxopneustidae. Gene Ontology annotation, cellular component: nucleus. Gene Ontology annotation, molecular function: DNA-binding transcription factor activity, RNA polymerase II-specific; RNA polymerase II cis-regulatory region sequence-specific DNA binding. Gene Ontology annotation, biological process: regulation of transcription by RNA polymerase II. The transcript has 3 exons. The record is from RefSeq and is a predicted model, not a curated record.
UGAUCUUUUGGCGAUCAUAUCAGUGGCCUGGUAUCAGAGGUGCGCGAUGUUCACGACUCCUUCUCCUUGGUUCUGACCUUGGCAAAGAGGCUAUUGGCAACAUAGUUAUGUGAUGGGACUAACAGCAGCAAAGGAGUCUCUUGCGGAUUUUCAAGAUUCAAUUCACGUUGCCUGUUCUACCAUCAGCCCGGCAGCCAGUAGUGGCCCUAGAAGGAAGCCAGCAUUGACCAUAUAUGGCAGCUUGUAGUGACCAUAUAGGAGGCUGCUCGCUGUUACCCCCCGACUUAUCAGAUCCAAGAGUCGGCUUCCAACCAGGCCCACACUGGAAAAUCCAUGGCAGGGUAUGCCUUCAAAAAUAAGUGCCUUCUUCUUGAAAGAAAAGAACAAAUCAAAACAGUCACCUUGAAAUUCUGUGUUCCUCUUCUAACCUCCUGUAAUGGUGUCUUGGUUGCAGAGGUCUAUUACGAGUGAAAACGAUCAUCAGGAGCAUGCAGGAAAAAAUAUCAGUAUCUGUGCCAUUUAAGAAAGUUUAUAUUAUGCUAUUUGAAAUGAAUUUGUAACCAUUUUAAGUUAAACAAAUUAAUCUGUAUCAGUACUUGAAAGUUUUGAGUUACCGGUAAGCUGAACAAAGAUGUUCAGUCAUUGCUAUAUAUAUUUAUAUUUUUGAAACCUCGAAUGCUGAGUACUAUAUUGAGUUUGCUAUUUUUUUUUUAAAUUUGUGAUGAUCUGGAAAGAUGUCCUUGUCAUCGGGAAGAUCCAAUGUCUGUAGCACUUGUGGCAAGUGCUUCAAGCGCCUUGCAGCCUUAGAGAACCAUGAAAGAUUGGCACAUCCGAAGGAUGAGAGCCUCAUCAAAGCUAAGUGUCAAGAGAGGAUGGUACCUAUGAAGAAAGCAGAUGCGAAAAAUCCUAAAAAGAAGAUCCUCAAGAAGAAAGAAUAUCUCUCCGGAAAGGGUACCCUUUGUAGCCAUGAUCUUCUGCCUCUACAAGGACAUGAGAGCCAGAGUAGUAUCCUGGUUCAACAGGGCUUACCCGGAGGAGUUAGUUUAGCCACAACCAAAGCAGUCAUCGGGACAUUGUCACAGCGAGGAAUAGAAAUUCCCAGUUUUCAAACAGGGUUGAAAAUACCUCAAAGUAAUUCCAACGGUAUUAAUCAUCACACUCCACUUCCAGAGAAAUCAACUAGUAGCAACAAUCGACUGAGUCAUCAAGCAAGGCUUCCGAAGUAUCUGAAUAUCACUCAGAAUGUCACUCAUGGAACAUACAGCUGCGCUGAUUGCACGGUCUGUGUUGAUAGCAUAGAUUGCCUGUUCGGCCAUGACUGCAGUGUACCAAGCAGCAGAGAUUCAUCAGAAACCUCUUGUAAAGAAUGCGGGUCUGACACAGUCUGUUCUUGCAGCAAGCGUGAGUUUCAACUUGUAGUUAGAGAAAAAGAUCCAUGUUGUAACCUAUGUGGGAGGGUAUUCUUUAAUGAGUUGGCCAAGAAGCAACAUGCAUGUGCAGGUAUUGAGAAUACUAAAUGUAAGAAUAAUUUCCCCAGUGUUAUUGCCAAGGAACAUCAUGACGGUCUUCAAAGUGCUUCAAGGGAGUUGUCAAACCCUGCAGGGGAACAGUUUGGUCAACAUUUCAAACAUGAACCCAGCUUAGAUCAGUCUAAGAAACUCCAUGCAGUGAAAAGUGAAGUCAAGCUUCCAAAUGACAGUGUCAGGUGCCCGUAUUGUAAAAAACUCUUCCGGAAUGAUCUUUACCUCAAUGACCACAUGCUCUCUCACAGUGAGCUCCAGAAGUUUGAUUGUUUCUAUUGUCGCCAGCUCUUCCCAACAGGUGCCGCUCUGAAAACACACAUAGAGGCCUUUCACAGCCAACACUCGCAGGAGACAUUACAAGGACAAGAAGCUGCUGGCGUUAUAUUUACAGACACUGGACCGAGAUGGAAGUGUUCCUUAUGCCCCAAAGUAUUUUCCUGUAAGAGUAACAGACGGAGACAUCAAAUGUGGCAUUUCGGCAUCAGACCCCAUUCUUGUGAAUUUUGUGGGGCUGCAUUUCGCCAGCGUUGGCAGCUCCAAGCCCAUAUGAAGACAAAGCGAUGCCAGGCUAACAGAGCAAAGACUAAAGUUGCACUUCCACGACUCACCAAUGCUACUACUAAUCAUUCUCAAACUUCUGAUCAUAAUAAACAAAAGGUUUUCUAUGAUGAGACUGAAGAAGGAGAGGUACAUUUAACAGGUAAUGUUAUCACAGAAUCUGUUUCUAAGAGAAUCUCCAGUGGUCAAUCCCAGGUAAGCCCUACACCUGCAAGUCAGGCUCCACUUCAAGAGCUUGCUGCUAUUCCUACUUCAAGUCUUUCAUCAUCCAUUUCGCACAAUCCUGUGACUACCAAGUGCCUUGCUCAACCUGUGUUAGAAAACUUUCCCGAAGAUAGACCGUUAGACCUGACAAGACUACCAAGCUUAGAUCCAGAGCUAGGAGAAACCAAGUCGUUUAUUUGCCAAGAAUGUGGGAAAACCUGCAAGAGCAAUCGAAACCUCAUGAUUCACAGUCGUAUCCAUACAGGGGAGAGACCAUACUCUUGCAGUAUGUGCAGCUUGACUUUUCGGCAGUCCCAUCACAGGAAGGCUCACAUGCUCUCCCGACACGGAGUGUAUCAUCCAAUCCAGAAAGCAACCAGGAAGAAAGAGAUAGUGGUUAUGACAGAGGAAGGAAUGAGAUACAAGUGUCAUUACUGCAGCAAAGAACUGAUGUCAAGGUCUGGAAGGCGCAAACAUGAGAGAUGGCAUCUUGGAUUGAGACCCCACAAGUGCAACAACUGCGGGAAUACAUUCAAGCAACUGCAGCAUCUCAAGAAGCAUCAGAUGUCAUCAAAGUGUAGGGUAGUGCAGAUGAAGUUGAUAGAAAGCAAAGAUAAGAAAGCCGAUGAUGUUAACAGCAAUGAUAGGAUUGGUCCUCUAACCUCUUGGCAUAUGAUGCAGGUUUUGGCAGAAAAUCAUCGCAAGAAGAAGGCUCUGGCUCCUAGUGAUGAACCUUCCUUAUCCUCAGAAAGUGAAGCACUCCAGAUUAUGGAUGUUCCAAGUGCUGUAGGGCUUAUUAGCACGGAACAGUUGAAAGCCAAAGAAAAGGCCAAGAAACUGGCAGACGAUGCCAGCAAAAAUGACGAAAAUGACAAUGUCGUUCACUCUCCUGCACUUGGUGAGUGUUUAGAGGAGAUUGGAAACAUUACGGAAGAAGAAAGAGAAGAACCAGAAAGAGUUGGAAGAUAUGCCCUAGAAAACGAUGAACAGGAUUUUCUGGGUCCUUCCAUCAAGGAAGAAGUGUUUUCUGACAUCGAAGAAGGAGAGAUUGUUGAUGAGAAUGGGCAUGCGUCUUACCAAAAUUGUGGACCCACUGGGAAUUUCCAGCAAUGCCAAGACUUUGAAGCUGGAAGUAGUAAUGUCCUCCCCUUGAACCUGACAAAUCCUAAUAAUAUGGAUUAUGGUUAUGAUGAUCCUGAAACGCCUUUCCAGGUUCAAUGUCAUAUCUGUGGUCAGUAUUACAAGACGAGGCAGAACUUGAGCAUUCACAUGCGAAUCCAUACGGGUGAGCGCCCUCACUCCUGCUCCAUCUGCUUUAAGAAAUUCAUCCAACCCCAUCACCUGAAAGCCCACCUGAAGUCAAAACACGACAUCGUCAUGGUAACCCCAAGCAGGCCAAUCAGACAAGAAGAGAUCAUCAUGACCCAAGAAGGGAUCCGCUACAAGUGCCAGUACUGCCCCAAGCUCUUGUCCUCUAAGAAUGGUCGCCAGAAGCACGAGCGAUGGCACCUGGGAUUGAGACCACACAAGUGUGAUGCAUGUGGGAAGGCAUUCAAACAGAGUCACCAUCUCAAGAGGCACAAGGCAGGAUCUGCCUGCAUCCCCCUGGACAAACAACCUAUCAAACAAGAGAAUCCGUCCCCUGAGAAGCCACCUUUACCUCAGUCACCUCCUAACCACCAGUCUUCUCCUCGGACAGCUAUGUCACUAGUUCGCGUAGCUCUACCAACUCUGCCCAAAGACUCUGCAGUUACAGAAGCACUUCCUGGGCAGUUACCAUCAGAAAGAAUCCCUAAUAACUUUGAAACAGCACAGGAGAUUCCUCCUCAGGGUUACAGGGGUGCAACUCCAGAGUCUGUUGAGGACAUGACACCUCAAGACCUCUCUAUGCCUUCAACUAAAUUGAUAGAUCUGCACUGUUAUGAGUGAUCUCAGCGACAAAUCUUACCAAAUUAGCCAGUGAAAGCUACAAACUGUCACACACUACCUACCAAAUUGCCAAUUUGAAAUUUACAACAUAUUAAGGAUCUUGGUUUUCAGACUUUCAACAUCUUUUUUUUUCUCCUAAUUUGUUUCAUGCAUCAUAUCAAUCAUUUGUUGGGUUUCCCCUUAUAACAUCUGAAUCACCAACCGAAUGAUGUAUGUUCCUGAUAAUUUUCAAUGGGCUAAAGUUGUGGGUAAAAACUGUUUUAAAGACUUUAUAUUACCCUAAUUCUUAAAAAAAACUUCCAAGGGAAAAGAAAUUGACGAGGCUGCACACUUUUUGUUACAAAGGCGAAGUAUUUUAUUGAUAUCAGUAGGUAGUGGGUAUAGGGUACAGAAAUUCAGGUCUUUCUCUUUUUAAUAGUGCCUUUGCUGCAGGGAAGUUUUCUUGAAGCUCUGUGGUUUUUUUGUCUGUGUAGAAUAGGGAAAGUAAGGAAGGGGAGGAGGAGAAAAUAAGGUGCGAUUUCUUUAGGAUAUACCUAAAUUGGAGUCUUAAUUUUGAUGAGGAUAUCAUCAUGAGGUUUUUUGUGGUCAUAAAAUAUAUUGAAAGCACUUUACAACAGUGCUUAUCAAGACUGGUAUUACAUUAUGCAUUGACCAGUUGUUAAAAUUUAUGGUGAAUUUUCAUAAACUUUUUUGAUUGCAUAGGGCUACUUCUCCAAAAACGUGAUUGUAGAUAUCCGAUUCCUCUUUUCUUUUCUUUUCUUGAGAAGAGCUUGUCAUUUUAGUUGGUUUCUAUUCAAUGGUCUAUGGCAUUGAUCAAUAAUGAAAUAUAAAAGGCUGCUCAUUUACGCUGUUGUCAAAACUCUGAACUCUAUCUAUUUUGAAGUGUUGUUACAAGUUAUAAUCUAAAUUAUAUUUUUCCUUUUCCAUUUUCCAUACCAAAUUCAAUAUUACAUCAUGUAAUAAACUAAUGUAUUCCAUGUGCUUCCUGUGUAUUAUAGGCCUAUACAUGUAUAUUGUACAUAUUACAUGUAUACUUAAAAAUCUUGUACCUUAAUAGGUGUUUCGGCCUUUUUCAAUUUAUUGAAUAGCAUAUUUCAGAUUAUAUCUAUAGAUAAUUCAGAAAAAUCUACCCAAAGACAAAGUUAUAAGUACUAUCAAAUAUACAGAAUUCAUAGGAGUAAUUGAAAUGAAUGCAUCGUCAAAUUCUAUUUUUGUAUUGUAAAGAUUGUACAGUACUGCCCUUGGUGUGGCAAUUUACGCCAUUUAUAUUUCUGUACAGUGAUUCGUACUGUAUAUAGUAUUUUCCUACUUAGGACUUUCUUCAAGAUUCUCCUUUUCAAAAAGCCUAUACUAUGUGCUUAUAUUCUAUGCAAUUUCCUUAUACAUGUACAUGUACAUUGCAAACCUUUUGACAGUUCAAGGGUUUUAUUUUCAAUUGGUCUUAUACCAAUUCAUACAAAAUUUUACCAACUUGUCUGCUAUCGUUUGGUCUACCAUCAGUUCUUCCACUUUCCACAUGGUCUAAUUGCCAUUUUGUCCAUUCACCAUGUUGUCUAGAUACCAGUUGGUCCAAUAGCCAUUUCGUCCAUGUACCAUUGGUCUAAUUGGAGUAAGUGUUAAUUGGGC